AUGGCAUCACCAACAUUUGAUCAAACACAAUUUCAAACACCAAUUAAAAAAUGUCCAAUAUCAUCAUCACCAAGUUCUCCAUCAUCUAUUUCAACAACAUCAACAGAUCCUAAACAACGUUCAAUAACCGGUAGUAGUAGUAAUAAUACUAAUGAUGAAACAAUUACAACAAUUAAAAUGGAAGAUGGAACAGAUGAAAUUAAAAUAUUUUCAGCAUCGACAAUAAAAAAAAAUGACCCUGAUGAUGAUAUUGAUGUCGAUGGAAUUGAGGAUCGUCUUUCACCAGUUAUUGAAACACCAACAAGUCCUGAUAAAAAUGAUCCAUUGCAUAGUAGUAUUUCUGGUUUAUAUACAUCACCAUUCCUUUAUCCAUAUUUUCAUCCAAUGUUUCAUCCAUAUUUAAUGGCUGCAGCUGCACAAGCAAAUGCUGCUGGUUCAUCAACAGAUAAAUCAUCAGAUGGACAGAAUCUACUUACUUCUAAUCCAUAUGGUGGUGCACCUUCACCAUUUUCUGGUUUCAAUCCAGGUAUGCCUUUUCCUUCAUUAUAUCCACCUGGUAUGGGUAAUCAAUCAUUUCGUCCCAAUCUUUUCAAUCCAUUUGGUAUACCUAUUCCGGCACCUGGCGUUCGACCACCACAAGCUCCAUCCGCAUCAUCAUCUUCUUCAUCAUCUUCUAAUCGUCAUCAUCAGAAUUAUGAUGGAUCUCCUCGAAAUCUCAGUGUUCUUCUCGAUGCACAACAACAACGUGCACGUGUUAUUGAAGAAUGUACAUUAAAAGAAUCAUCAGCUAUAAAUAAAGUUCUUGGACAAAAAUGGAAAGAAUUACCUCGAGCUGAACAAGAUAGAUAUUAUGAAUUAGCAAAAGAAGAACGUAAUCGUCAUAUGCAAUUAUAUCCUGGUUGGUCAGCACGAGAUAAUUAUGGUUUAAAAAAGAAACGACAAUCAAGUGGUCAUACACCUGUAUUAAAUAAUUCACAUAAGAAAGCACCAAGAGAAAAUAAUUCUAUGGUUAAUAGUCCAGGACAUUUAAAUCAUGGUAGUCCGCAUCGUUAUGGCCAACAACAUCAUUUAAUCAAUAGUCCACAUAUGAAUUCAAAUAAAAAUCCAAUGCAAUUAGAGAAUGAUUGUCUAAAUCAAAAGAAAUGUCGAGCAAGAUUUGGAUUAGAAGGUCAAAGUCAAUGGUGUAAACAUUGUCGACGAAAGAAGAAAUGUACAAGAUUUCUUGAAGAAGAUAUGUCAAAUCAUGCUAAUAAUAAUAAUAUGAAUAGUUAUCAUAAUCCAUCAAUGAAUACUCAUGGAAGAAAUAAUGGUAAUCCAUCAUUAAUUAAUUCACCACGAACAAAUCAAUCGGAUGAUGAUGAUGAUGAUGAUUCGGUAAAUGAACCUGAUGGUGAUGAUAUAUUAUCUCGACAAGUUGAUACAAUUGAAGAUGAUGAUGACGAAGAUGAGGAUGAUGAUGAAGAUGACAGUGAUGAAGAAAAUAAACAACAACAUCAUCAUCAACAACCUGUUUCACUUGUUUAUAAACCAAUUCCAUCAAAAAUUGAUUCUCAUCAACACCAAUUUCAACCACCACCACCUGCACAUUUAUAUCAACCUUCAACAUUACCAUCUCAUUUUACACCUAACUUUCAUUAUUAA
Molecule: messenger RNA, 1641 nt
Organism: Adineta steineri
Lineage: Eukaryota; Metazoa; Rotifera; Eurotatoria; Adinetida; Adinetidae
Source: the annotation of a GenBank genome assembly